AUGUCUUCCAACGAUAACAUGAAUCUCUCCGACACAAAGCACUCAGAGCCCAUCUCCAUUCCGACCAACGCACGGGGCCGGGCACGGUCCAUGUCUGUCUCUUCCGCGUCCUCGGCUUCAACCAGUUCUUCAGAGCUUCCUACCCCGCCGUCUGGCUCUGCCAAUUCUGCUAGGUUUACUGUUCCGUCGCCUUCAUCGCCCAUUCUCUCCUACUUCCUCGCUCAGUCCCCUACCACGAAGACCCCAGCCACUGCUUUCCCAUUCAAGCGUAAAUUUGGCACAACCCCGGUUUUUGAAGGUGCUUCUUAUCUGCACAAUAGCAUUCGGUCAAUAUGCUUACAGAGCCCGCUCUAUUUUGCAGCAGAUGAAGAUACAGAUGCAGAAAUUCCAGUAGCCGCUCAUGCUCGCAGAGCUAGUGCUCAGGCUGCCAAUCGUUUCUCUCAGAACCCUCCACCCGCUUUUCCGGAUGUCAAUGCCGAUCGUGGCACCAAUCUCCUUCGAAGGCUGUCUCUUAGCAGCUCUGCCUUCGUAAAGCCCCAGCUUGAUCCAGUUAAUACCCGCACUGCCUCGCCCCCGAGUCCUCCUCCUAACACGGCUGUUAGCCCCACCUCCAAGACGGCACCCUUCAUCAAUAAGCCUCGCCGUUCUGCUACUAUCAGCAACGAGGGUGGAAGACCUCGCAGAGCGCCAUCUCCAAUGGGCGAAAGGAUCCUCAAGGGACACUUUGAUGGCUUCAACUAG
Psilocybe cubensis is the source of this 741-nucleotide messenger RNA. RefSeq lists its product as uncharacterized. Lineage: Eukaryota; Fungi; Basidiomycota; Agaricomycetes; Agaricales; Agrocybaceae. The transcript is spliced from 2 exons. The record is from RefSeq and is a predicted model, not a curated record. Bases 1 to 741 code for a protein of 246 amino acids.